CGUAUCCAAAAUGGCGGAAGGUGGAGGUAUUGAAGACGAUGGAUGGCACACAGACUUAAUUCUAGCGCUGUCCAAACAAAAGGAUCCCGAGCGACUUCGUGAACUUUGCCGCGGACGUAAAAUACCUGCCGAAAACAGAGCUGAUAUUUGGAAGGUUUGCCUCAACGUAGUAGGAAAGCCAGAUGCUUUGUCAACAUGGGAUGGAAUGUUGGAUUUGAACGAACAAGAUAUGAUCAGAGAUGAUUGCAAGCGACAAGCCGGAAAGCUUCAUUUGUCUGAUGAUGACAUUGAUGAAGUCGCUCGAGAAAUGGAAAGCAUCAUAACAUUUUACUGCAAAUCAAGGAAUGAAAAGUACAGAACUACAAGUGGCCUCACGGAACUGUUAGCACCAUUAAUGAUGCUUGAAAUACCCACCAGUGAUGUUUAUAAUUGUUUUUAUGCUUUGCUCUAUAAAUUUAUACCAAGGGAUUGUGUGAGGGAUGGAAAACCCUUUCAUCUAUUCAGACUGCUUCUACAGUACCAUGAUCCUGAACUAUGUUCGUUUUUAGACUCUAGAAAAUUAUCACCAGAUUCAUAUUGUCAAACAUGGAUCCGGAGCCUAAUGGUAGCAGUAUGUGAAGAUGAUGUGAUCCGUGCUUUAUGGGACGUUUAUUUACUUGAAUCAGAUCCUUUUCUUAUCUUCUUUUUAUCUUUAGUAAUGAUCGUAAAUGCCAGAGAUCAAGUUUUUGAACUUAAAUCAGCGAGUAAAGCAGAUAUCUUAGAAAUGAUAGCAUCAAUACCAGGCCAGCUAGAAGCUGAUGAUAUUGAAGACUUUUGUUCCCUUGCUCAGUAUUAUGCAACAAGAACUCCUCAGUCUUUUAGAAAGGACUACUACAGUCAGUUGUUUGGUGUAAAGACUAUCAACUCUAACAGUAUUUCACAAGCUCUUUGUCUCCCAGUGUCUGUGUCAGAGUUGCUAGGGGCCAAUCAGUCUAAUCACAAAGAUGGGGUGAGGUUUUUCGUGGUUGACUGCAGACCAGCUGAACAAUACAACAGUGGGCACCUACCAACAGCGUUUCACCUGGAUGCAAACCUGAUGUUACAAGCCCCUUCAGAGUUUGCAACAGCAGCCAAGGCCCUAUUUGCCACCCAAAAACAGUCACUAGCAGCUGGAUCAGUAGCAGGAGGGGAACACCUUUGUUUUAUGGGGUCAGGACGAGAAGAAGAGGACCAGUAUGUACACAUGGUCAUCGCUAACUUCUUACAGCGCAAAGCAAAGUACGUCAGCCUGGCUCGUGGUGGAUAUCAGACUCUGCACGAGACGUUGUCUGAUGAUUUAUCAACUGGUCUGGCAGAUCACUCACUGCAAAGAUGUAUUGUAUGCACCCCUGAAGCCUAUUCUGAAGAUGAGAGUUAUCACGAAUUAUCGAGAGGAGGAGACCAAAGUCCGUCCGAUGGACGAACUGGUCUUGUUGGUAUGCUGUCAUCUAAACUAAUGUCCAAGGGAGCCAACGUUAAAGAAAAAAUAGGUCAUUUUAUCGCAGAGUCAAGCCAACCAGUGGAAAGGCAUGUGAGCAGUACAGACAAACAAAGUAAACUAUAUAGAAACGUUCAACCAGUAUUCAGCAUAGACGACGAUGACGAUGAAGGAGAUGCUUGCAGUGUUUCAAGCUCUGAAGAUGAAAAUCGCAAAGAAUCAGUUAAUCUGGAGACAUGGUUGAAAAGAAAGGACGUUUUUGCCUCAUUUGAAUGUAAUGAGGUGCUUUCCCGUGGUCACCUAGCACCCAGACUUUUUUUCUCUAGUUACAUCCUCAUUAUGGAAGUCCACAUGUAUGUACUGCGAGAAAUCUCUAAGCGACCUGGCUGGGCACACAUCCAGCACAGACAUCACCUUGCCGACAUCCUUAAGAUAACCUCAAAAAGAAAACACCCUGAACUAAUAACAUUCAAGUAUGGCGCAGGCAACCUAGAGGACUCAGCGAUCAAGUCUGCAGAGAGAUACCUUAUUCCCAAUUCCCAGAAAGCUACCAAGAAAAUCAAGGAAAGAAUCUUAAAGGUCAUUGGUGAAUGAAAAAAUGGUUGCAACGAUGAAUGAGUGUACUGACUAGUCAUGAGAGAUAUGUCAAGAAAAGUAAUCCAUACAUGAGAAUAUCUUUUAAAAAGAUAGCAUGAAUACGAAGAUGGGACGUCAAGUUUAGUGGAAUAGUUAUCGGAGAUGAAAUUAAGUACUCUCAUACGAUUGCCAUGGGAAAACUCGAAGCAGGUUAUAUAGCCUGUUUUUGUCAAUGCAAAUGCCAGUAUAUUUUCUGUGGCUGUCAUCUAGCUGCUUACUAAUAUUUAAUAAGAACUAGCGUGGAGAGAAAUCCACUUAAACAUAUGAACAAUGAUACGAAAGAAAACUAGCAAACUAAUACCUUUGAUGAAGGAUAGUAGUGUGCAAGAAAUAACCAAUCCAAUUAUUGAACUCCACACCAGUAAAGGACCAUAGCAGUAUUCUCAAUAGCCUUCUUUUACAUAAUUAGGGUACUAUAGUUCUUCCAGUACAAACCUUAUUACCCACUUUAUAUUCUGUAGAUUUUGUUAGAAAACAAAAAAAUCAUACUAAAUGGGAUGAUAUAGUCUAAAAAUCCUAUCCAGUGGAUAUAUUUAUUGGAUAACAGCAUCAAUAGAUCCAUUGGAUAAGGAAUUGUCCAUUGGAAAAUGCGAUCCACCCUUCAUAUAACUGGGCCCAGAAGGUUAUGUUGUAACCUUAGAAUAAAGAGACUGAUUUUACUAGAUACUGUUAUCACAAAAAGAAAAUCAAAGGGUUUUGUGAUCCUCAUAUUGCCAAUGAAGUAAGAUAUUAUGCUAUGGAUGCAGUUAGAAAACAAAUGUAUGAAUAUAUUAGAUCUCCAUGGUAGUUUAUUUAAUGACACUAAAUAUUGAUAAGGAACAAUAAUAAAAUACCUCAAAUUGA
Messenger RNA from Actinia tenebrosa (Australian red waratah sea anemone), 2935 nucleotides. RefSeq names its product TBC1 domain family member 23. Gene Ontology annotation, cellular component: trans-Golgi network. The record is from RefSeq and is a predicted model, not a curated record. Lineage: Eukaryota; Metazoa; Cnidaria; Anthozoa; Actiniaria; Actiniidae. Gene Ontology annotation, biological process: retrograde transport, endosome to Golgi.